AUGGCAGCUUCUAUCGCCCCCGAAUGCAACGAGAUCAAAGAGAAAUACGACACUUGCUUUCUCAAGUGGUAUAGCGAGAAAUACCUGCGUGGCAACACCUCAUCUAAUGACUGUGAAGCUCUGUUCCAGAAAUACAAGGGAUGUCUGAACAAAGUCCUCAAGGAGCGAGGCAUUGACACCAUGGUCGAGGAUGCCCGGAAGUCGGGCAGCGGCGAAACAGAUGCAGAGUUCCUCAAAAAAUCAUGA
Messenger RNA from Penicillium brevicompactum, 246 nucleotides. RefSeq lists its product as uncharacterized. NCBI's taxonomy places the organism in Eukaryota, Fungi, Ascomycota, Eurotiomycetes, Eurotiales, Aspergillaceae. The transcript is spliced from 4 exons. The record is from RefSeq and is a predicted model, not a curated record. The coding region runs from base 1 to 246 and encodes 81 amino acids.